CAGCUCUGUCCUCUGCUCCCGACUUGGACGGACGGCGAAUACACAGUUUGAGAGCUGCAGUACGCCGUCCGAGUGUCACCAGCCACUGCACAGGAUCCUCCGACGGCGUUGCUGUGGAUACGAGGAGAGCACCCGGCUUUGGGGUUCUGUCACAUGUUGCAGGCUGACUGCCUACCAAUCCUGGCUGUUGAUCCUGCUAGAAUCCAGCAUCAAUCACAGCAGUGGUGAGCCACGACGAACCACUCAUCCCAAAUGUAAAACGGCCGCCGGCCUCCCCGCCCACAGACUGCAUACCGCAUAGCUGCACUCUGCUUCUCCAGACGCCGGCCUGCUCGUGCGCCACAGGUUGGCUCCGAGAUCUGGGUGGAACCCAGACGGAGGCUUGGGAGGCCCAGCAGCCAGCAGCAUCGACGUCAUCCCGCACAGCUUUACCCCAUAGCCCUCUGGCUUCCCCUCUGUAUCCACCCCUGGCUCCGCCGCCAUACAUACAUACAAUACAGUACACGGCAGUCAACAGAAGGAAGUCUUGUUAGCAGAAGUACCAGCAUUGCCUUCUCCGAUGCAGGCAGGCCAGGGGCCAGACAGCGGGCACAUUGCAACAGCUUCGUUUCCGCGGGCUUCUCUCGACCAGCCUGCUCGCAUCUGUACCUAGGCCUUUGUCAAGCGGCACCGCAUCCAAUUGGCGGCCUUCCAUACCUAGACUGACCCAAGCCGCUUGUCGUCCUUCACCUCGAGCAUCACCAGGCGGGGCUCGAUACCCGCCCGGCCUCCGUGCCCACUUGCCCACCUACCCCAACCUGCCAUGUCUGCCCCAGAUCUGCGACCCCUUGUACCGGAGCACUUGGCCCGUUAUGCUACUGGCUGUAGUGCCCUCUGUCUAUCACUGCCCAUACUCAUUGCGGCCGACAGCGUCCCGCCAGGUCACACCCAGGGCCACAAAUGGAUGUAUCGUUGUGAGCGUGACUGCAUGGUUCGUUCCCGCCUGAGUUUGCGGUCUCAGCGUGGGCCGCAAGACAUCAGCUUCGGCUUCACAAUGAAUCUAAUCAGUGGAAUCACUGUUACGCGGAUUUUGUAUAAAGAGGCUGGUCUCAGGAAUAAAGAAAGGGCGAAUACAGCGUAUACAGCGUGUACAGCAUACAUAAUGUAACCAUCUAUAGAGCGGAUAGUUGGUGUUUGCUGACUUCAAUGUUCUUCGAACCUCGUCUUGCCUGCAUGCCAGCUCAUCCGGCCGCCCUUCCAUACCGACAGCCGCACCAGGCGGGCAGAGUCUCGUGGGUUUUGCAUAAGUAUUAAAACCAGUUGGUGCGGCCGUGCCCGCUUUGACAACGAACAUCCCCAUCUGACUUGAGUUUCUCGAGCUUAUCGCUAGAUCACGCAUGCACUCCCGCCUCCAGACACGCCCGGGACUUUGUUUUCCUGUAUCCGUGUUGCCCGAGUCAACGGUGAGCUCGAAGACACUCCUUCCUACCCGAAAGGCAUCUUAGACGGCCGUCCAGCCGUAUCUCGCUCUCCUCGCUUGAGACACGAUCGCCCCCGGCCUCAAACUGACGUCCUUGUGACCACAUACCCAAACUACCCUACAUUUGCAUUCGCCCUGUCCCACAGUUAUCACAUCCUCCUCAUCAAUUGUUCAUAGGAGCGCCGUGCGUGCUGGACUGACCCUCCAUCCCCGUGUGUGUGCUCUCAUGAUACUGUCAAGCUUUACUUGACAACCAGUUAUUAGACUGUCCCCCUGUUUCUCUGCUUCCUCGCCCUUGGGCCUUGGUCUUUGGACCCCCACGUUCCAACCAAGUCGGCACAAACCCAAAUAGUACAACUCAGUCCCUCCCGUGCCUCUCAAGGCCGCCACCGAAGCUUGCCAUGUCCUUGCUGGCGACUGCCCAGACGGAGCAAUUUUCACGAGGCGAUACUGCAGCCGAUGUCCCAGCCAACAUGGUGGACAGCCCUCGUGCAGAGAGGAAAAGCCUCAUCCUAGGCUCGGCAGCCGACAACGCCCCCGGCCAGGCAUUGAACAUGGUCAUCAGGCAGGACCCCUUCUCAAUGACCCUGGACGCCAACGCCCUCCUCGCCGGCUCGCUGUUCCUCAUCAUGGGCAUGCACUUUGUGCCCCAGUUCCUGCUCGAGUCCCUCAUCCUCGCCGUGCCCAUCCUCCUGCUCGUCUGGAACGACUACCAGAACUUCCUCCGCCUGGGGCCGGGCGGCACCCCGCCGACCCUGUCGGGCUACGCGCGGCUGGCCUGGUUCCGCCUCUUCAUCCUCCGGGACCCCUUCAGCGCCCCCUCGCCGGCCGCCGUCUCCCGCCCGGCCGCCGGGGUCCUGGCCUCGCAGAACCUGCCCUACCGGCCCGGGCCCCGGCCCACGGUGGCCGGGCUCGCCCCGCAGCGGCAGCUGGACCAGCACGGGUCCAGCGCCGCCUUCGCCGCGCUCAAGAGGGUCAUGAGCAGGCUGUCCGCCGCGCAGGCCGCGAGGUUCGGCAUCGCGACCUCGUGCAUCGAGAAGCACGGCUUUGCCCUCUUCUCCCGCCACCCGGUCAACGUCUGCGGCAACGGCGAGGUCUGCCACCUCCACAACUCGGACCGGAGCAUGCACAUGAACCUGCACCCGGACGACAUCGCUGAGGUCCUCGCCAAGGGGUGGGGCCAGCGACACCCGAUGGCCUGGGGGAAGGGGGACAACAGGGAGGCCGUCAGCGCCGCCAAGGCCUGGAUGAUGCCGAGGAGCCCGUUGCCUGAGACUUUUGUCCUAGUUUAUGCUCCACGGGACGACACCGACCUGCGGGUGGUGCUGAAAAUCAUCGAGUCGGCCAUCUGGUACACGGUCGAGGAGCGUGUUGACCUGGAAUCUCUGCUGGAACAGUAGUGCCGAGCCCCAAACCUAUGAGGGAAUUCGGCUUGGACAAGCUGUAAAUGAGUAGAGAGACGCACAGGGAGAACAGCACUGAGAUCGGAAUCGAGAAAGGAAUCAAGAAUCAAGAAAGAAGCCUCCCAGCUCCAUCGCUUGCGCUGGGCAAUCACUGACGCACGGCGACAGUCACCUGUUCCUGCCUGCCUCUUCCAGAGCAAACAAACACCACGCUCGUCCUUCCGCGGCCCGACCGGUUUCAAACCGCGUGUCGCGUGGUUUUUUAUCUCAUCGUCCGGACUGUGAGUCUUCACAUCCUCCACGUGUUGAUCCCUAACACUCCAGGGAUGAUCUGGAUUCUUGGGCGUUCAUCCACAACAUUUUUGCGCGCAUAAAUUUUGCUUAUGUGGACAACUGAAAACGGAGCACCAAAUUGCGAACACGGCGUUCGGGAACCGGAUCGGCCCAUCAUGGCUGGGAGUUGGUGUCAUGGUGUUUUGCUUUUCAGCGGGAAUUCUGUUCUAUUGUCGCAGAUUGGUACCUAUAUCGACUAUAUAGCAGCAAAACCGUUUAAGACGCAAGUGUCCCUCAUGAGCUGUGUCAAGCCGUCCUUGCGCCAUAGGUCUUCCGAUGUACGCCGUAAAAGGACUAGGAGUUUCUCCUCACCAUUACUAACUCACCUCACCCUUCGGACUCCCUUAGUCAUCCUCGCCAGCGUCGUCAUUGUUGUCCUUGGACCUCUGGAACUUUAGUCGCCCACUUGGGAUGUAGGCCUCGACCCGCUGGCCACCAAAGGCCCGGCCAUCCAUCAGCUCCACGCACGCGGCGGCUGACUCUGGCUUCUUGUACUUGACGCUCACGACGCCGUCUUCCUCGAGGUCGUACAGCACCACGUUGGUCACCUCGCCCAGCUUCUCGCACUCCUCGCGGAUGUCCUCCUUGAUCUCCAACAGCGCCGCCGGGUCGUCCUCGAGCUCCUGCAGCGUGAACAUGUGUUUGAGGAUGACCAUCUUGUCCUUCUUGCCCGUUCGCUGCUCGGGCGGCACGUAGGCAGCCUCGUCGUCGGACCAGUCGGCCAGCUUGGCGUCGAGCUUCUGCGUCUUCUUGAUCACCUUCUCCCGGUCCUUGCCGCCCCCGCCCUUGCCGCCGUUGUUCUGCUGCUGUCUUGACGACCCAGCAGCACCACCGUCUUUGGCCUCGCCGCCCGCCUCACCUUCUGCUGUGUACUGCGUCUUCUUGUAGCUAGACUCGGCGGCCUGCACCCGCAUCUUGCCCGAACCCAGGCCGGUGUCGCUAUAGCGGAAGUGCGAGUCGUCCAGCAGCAUGAUGGCCAUCUCGACGCUCGGCGGCUUGAAGAAGACGAUGAGUGCGUCCCCCUUGAAGUUGCCCUCGGCAUCCGAGUAUAGCUUGAUUCGCGGCCGCCCGCUGUCGAUCUCCUCGGCGAUGACGCCGCACUUGCGGCCAAACACCUCGGCGACCUCAUCGACCGUCACGUCGAGGGGCAGGCCGGUGACGUAGAUGGCCCUGUUCUGGGGCGGCUGUUUUUGAGUAUUUUGUUUCUUGUUUUUGCGUUGUUUGUUGGAGGCAGAGGAGGAGCCAUGAUUGUCCUGGUCCUGGAGUAGCGCGGGGUGCGUGUCAGUUUGUCACCAGAUUUGUUUUCCCAUAAGCAGUUGAACUCGGCAUGGUACUGUUGCUUUCUGGUCCCUGCUGCACGUUUCUUCUCCAAUGCAUAAUUCGGUGGGAUUUUCAAGGCGACUUGGCUCAAUCGAGGUAGUGUUCAAGGAGGGUCCCGACCACCUUGGACGGACCAGCGUGCGCAGCUUACCUCGACUUGGUCUUGCUUCCGCUUUUUGCCGUUGCUAGGCUGGGCACUGCUGUCUGCACCUGAUUCUUGUGCAUUGCCAUAGGCGUCUUGAUGCUGUUGUAUGAAUGCUUCCUCAUCCUCGUCUGCGACCGGGAUCCAGCGCUUCAGCUGGUGAUCAAACUCGAACUCGGUGCCGUCGGAUUCCUGAACAGCGAUGAACUUGUUGUCUAGCUUGGAGAACGAGAUGCGGUCGUCAUUCUCGAACUCGGCUGGAUCUGUCGGGAAGGUGAAAACCUCCGCGACCGAUUGCUCUGUCAUUUUGCUGCGAAUCAGUGUCCUGAGAGUUGGGCACGACACGUCGAAGAGAGUCCCCAGAUUGGGCGCGAAGGAAAGCGUCAAUGUUG
Molecule: messenger RNA, 5049 nt
Organism: Diaporthe batatas
Lineage: Eukaryota; Fungi; Ascomycota; Sordariomycetes; Diaporthales; Diaporthaceae
Exons: 3
Coding region: 1861-2859 (332 amino acids)
Source: RefSeq, a predicted model, not a curated record